Drechmeria coniospora is the source of this 1812-nucleotide messenger RNA. Its product is annotated as R3H domain protein. NCBI's taxonomy places the organism in Eukaryota, Fungi, Ascomycota, Sordariomycetes, Hypocreales, Ophiocordycipitaceae. The record is from RefSeq and is a predicted model, not a curated record. Gene Ontology annotation, molecular function: mRNA binding. The coding region runs from base 1 to 1812 and encodes 603 amino acids. Gene Ontology annotation, cellular component: cytoplasm; nucleus. The transcript has 3 exons.
AUGAGCCAGCACCACCACGACCUGGGCUUCAUGGAGUACCCUCCGCCGCCCAAUCGUUCGCCCAACCUGUCGAGGCAAAACUACGCCGCCUCGGCCGCCUUCGGUGCCGGCAUGUCGCUGCCCCGUCAGGCCCAGAGACCCUUCGAGGCCCCCCUCGGCACCUCGGCCCUCUACACGACCGAUCGCGUCGGCGCCGGCUUCGCCUCGCGGCCCGUCGACGCCAUGUCCCCCGCCGCCGGCAUGCCCGCCGGCUACAUGCUGGACAACGGCCAAGCCUGGGCCUACGGCUCCGCCGCCGUCGCCACCGUCAACGGCGCCGUCCACGGCUCCAGCCGCCAGCGUAGCGUCCACCGUCGCGCCGCCCUGCCCCAGAACUGGACGGACCACGCCGGCAUGAGCGUGCCCGCCGGCAUGAGCGUGCCCGCCGCCAUGCAGCAGCAGCACUUCCCCCUCAACGGCGGCCUCCGUGCCGACCAGGGCCCGUCCCACACGUCCCCCGACCUCCGCUCGACGGCCUCCGACGGCGACCAGCUCAUCCCGACGGCCAUCGUCAUCAAGAACAUACCCUUCGCCGUCCGCAAGGAGACGCUGGCGACCAUCAUGAUGGAGAUGAACCUCCCCCAGCCCUACGCCUUCAACUACCACUUCGACAACGGCGUCUUCCGCGGCCUCGCCUUUGCCAACUUCCAGUCGGCCGAGGACACGCGCGUCGUCAUCGACGCCAUGAACGGCAUGGACGUGCACGGCCGCAAGCUGCGCGUCGAGUACAAGAAGAUGCUGCCCGAGGCCGAGCGGGAGCGCAUCGAGCGCGAGAAGCGCGAGAGGCGCGGCCAGCUCGAGGAGCAGCACCGAGGCCCCAUGCUGCACCAGCAGAGCUCCAUGCAGUCCCUCGGCGGCAUGUCCCAGUCCGCCCAGCAGCGGCUGCCGGCCGGACAUCUCGGUGACGUUGAUCUCAACGACCCCCAGGCGCUCGAGUUCUACACGGAGCUCGUCAUGUUCAAGCGCGACGACUCGCGCGAGAUCCUCGUCUUCCCCCCCUCCAUCGCCCCCGAGCACCGAAGAUCGAUCCACAUUCUCGCCCACCACAUGGGGCUCGAGCACCAGUCCAUCGGCGAGGCCGACUCCCGACAGCUCACCGUGCUCAAGGGACGCCAGCCGUCGCCGACGGCCAACGUCCAGAGCGCGAGCGCCCUCGACGUGCACAAGCGCGGCCUGAGCCGCGCCGCGACCUUUGACUUCGCCGCCGACCGCGACUCGCGCGCCGCGAGCGGCGGCUACACCCACGUCGUCGGCCGUCAGGGCCCGACGCUCGAGCUCCCCGGCAGCCCCGACGGCUCCGGCAUACCGAGCAACCUGCGCGCCGCCAAGAGCUUCGCCGACCUCCGCUCCUUCACCCCGAGCCCGUCGCAGGCCUCGUCGGGCUACCUCGCCGCCACCGGCGCCGGCGUGGGCGCCAUGGGCCCCGCGUCGACGGCGCGCUUCGGCGACUACAUGGCCGGCCACCCGGGAAGCGCCGGCACGCCCGGCCCCGGCCCCAAGUCGGACAACGGCCUCGUCGCCGGCCUCGCCGGCCUCAACCUCGGCCCGUACGACGCCAACGGCCUGCAGGGCCAGCCGCGGGCCGCCCCCGGCGCCAUCGGCAGCCAGCGACCCGGCGCCGCCGGCGCAAAGGGCGCCCCCGAGCGGCAGCCCCGCGGCCCCGAGUGGACCAACGCCGGCUUCGGCACCCGAGGUCGGUCCAACGGGCACGCGCAGCGCGGCAGCGGUAUGCCGGACACCCUGAACGCGGCCCACCUGGACCUUCGUGACUGA